This is a messenger RNA of Lagopus muta (rock ptarmigan), 7664 nucleotides long. It is a transcript of the gene RFFL, whose product is annotated as ring finger and FYVE like domain containing E3 ubiquitin protein ligase. Gene Ontology annotation, molecular function: ubiquitin protein ligase activity. The transcript has 7 exons. NCBI's taxonomy places the organism in Eukaryota, Metazoa, Chordata, Aves, Galliformes, Phasianidae. The coding region runs from base 4264 to 5346 and encodes 360 amino acids. The record is from RefSeq and is a predicted model, not a curated record. Gene Ontology annotation, cellular component: cytoplasm; plasma membrane. Gene Ontology annotation, biological process: negative regulation of extrinsic apoptotic signaling pathway via death domain receptors; proteasome-mediated ubiquitin-dependent protein catabolic process; protein K48-linked ubiquitination.
CGCUGGGCUUUCAAGCUGUGUAACUUGGGAAGGUAACGCUAUGGGAGUCUGAGCUUGUUCCUAGGUUUGGGGUGGGUAAUACAGGGUAAGGCUUUUAUUGCUCUGCCUGGAUAACAGAUGCAAGCUUGAAAUUAGAUCUGGAAUGCGUGGUUGUAGCUCCUAAAUUUCUGCCAAUUAAAAACAAACAUGAAGAAAAGGAUACCAGCUCUUCCUGUCUGCUUGGUCCAUCAGCUUGAGUCCUCGUUAUGGAGGAAAUAGCAUGCAAGUAUUUAGCAAACCUUCUGAGCUAUAAAUAAAGUGUAGGAAGGUCCUAAGUACGUAUUGACUGUCAGCAUUUCUUUCCAGGAGUGCCUUACUUCUGCAAGCUGUGGUGCUUCUCUGAAAGGAUCUAACAACACUGUGGGCAUAGCAGUGUCUUGAAGAAAUAAUGUUAAUUUGGUUCUAUUAUCUGCAUCGUUGGGGAAACUGGGGCACAGAGCACUGAAGUGACCACAUGCAAAGGUCACCUGCAAUGGAGCUGGGAACUGAAAGCAGGAACCCUCACCCCUGGUUGUCCCUUGUUAUUUAUUCAGUGACUAAUCUGAAAGCAGUUUCCUAAUGGCGGCUGUUGAACUUUAGGUCCUAUUUUUCCUUCAGUAGCAAUAAGUGGUGUCUGGUUCUGUGUAUGUAAUAAAAAAUGGGGCAGUUCCCAAAUCCAGAAGUUCAGCAGCAAAAGAAGGGCUCAGGAUGGGAGCAGAUGUCUGCUGGGGCAGGAAUGCUGGGGAUGGUGCUUGAGAUCUGGGAGCAGGAGUGAGGAUGUUUGGGUUUAUUUCAAGUACUCCUUGUUAAUAGGCAGUGUGGAAGCACAAGGCAGCAUAAUAUCUUCACUUCCAUAAUAGUUGGUGUUUUCUUAACCCGACACCAGGUUCUGGUCUAAUACAAAAGCCUGAUCUCUCGUUUUACAAACAAACCUGGAAUGGAAAAAAGUGCUUCUCCCAGUUUCAGAGAAGCAAAACGGGAAUGGGCUGAUGUUUGUGCUGCAAAGGCUGGGGGGGAAUGCAAGAAAACUAACUCCAAACCAAAGUAAACUUAAAAACAAAACAAAGGCCCCACAGCUGGAGCGGAGCAGAUUUGUUGGCUUAUAAAACUGAGUGAUCUUUGGAGCACUGACUCAGGAUGCCUGAAUGUCUGGGCUUGCCAAGAGCUACGAGCUGAAAUGUGGACCGAGUCUGCUGGUGCCAUAUAUGGGAGAUUUCCUCUUGGUGACAAAGGCUUGGGGUCUGAAGGAUGUGAGUUCUGAAAGGCUGAUUGAAGCUUUUAUUACUUAAUAUCUUCUCAGUCUUUUCUAUGUAUUUUCUACAGGUAGGAUCCAACAACCACUUCAUGUUCAACAGUUCUGACUCUCUGCUUUGGUCAGUGUGAAUUCCAGCUGUGCUGUUGGUGUGCUGCCCUGUGUAUGCUGGCAGUUCGCACAGAUGCUUCAAGUGUUUGGCCCAGAGCUUUAAUAUUCUGCUGUAAUACAGAAGGGGAGAUGUGACAGAGGAAGACAGCUUUCUUUUCUUUUUUUUGGUCAUGAAUUUAGCUGCAGGGUAGAGAAAUGAUUUCUUGCAUGCAAGUGGUCUGUGCUGAUAGCACAGGUGAGCUCCCCGUGGGGUCUGCCAGCAUCUCCAUGGGGUGUUACCCUUCAAUUCACUAUCCAAAAAUAGCGGGCAGUACAGUUGCUGGGUUUAUUUAGGUGUUUCAGUUUGAACAAAGCAAGAUUUCAAUCCCAGUGGUUUGGGGUUACAAAUCCUUAAUGUUCCUCAGAGGUUGAGGCUGAAUGAAGAAGAGGCACAGUUCCUUGGUCUCUGCCCUUGUUCAGUUGCCAGCUUGGGAUCCUUUCUGCCCUAGAAGCAGGUCCUGCAGGCGAUUGGAGAGGGGCUGCUUUACAUCAUCCUUCCUGUUGACUGCUGUAAGGAUCUCCUGUUAGUUCUGCUGGCAGACAUGGGUGGUAAGGCUUGCACUUUCCCUCAGUUUUCAAGCUCUUAUACGGGGUUGCAUGUAAGCAAGUUUCAGUUUCAAAUGCUUCAGUGCUAAAUGAAGGCUGUUUGGCACAAGAAUGAUUGUUAAUAUCUAUGGAAAUGCUUUAAGAGAGGAACUUCAAAGUAUCUCUUAAGCUUUCACCUUUACCAGCUUACCACAAAUGAGGGUGGGUAUUUCUCUCAUUGCCUGCAGAUGAGGUGACUAAGCCAUAAGUGAACUGAUUUUUUUUUGGGUUUCAACACUUCCUUUGUUGUCUCAAUAGCAAUACUUGUAUUCAUUUUCUUGCUUCUCAGUGCUGCAGAAUACCCUGUGCCCACCUUUCUUUAAUUACCAGCAAACUCAGAUAUUCUAGUGAGCUAGAGGACAGAGCUUCCACACUGUGCCAGCUGUGAUCACAGAACCAUUCAGGCUGGAAAGGAGCUCUCAAAUUCUCAACUCCCACCUCACCCCACUGUGCCCCCUGACCACAGCCCUCACUGCCACAUCUCCAUGGCUCUGGGACACCCCCAGGGCUGGUGACCACCCCCCUGUGCCCCUGCCUGCUGCUCUUGUGGAGAAGUUUUUCCUAAUAUCCAACCUGAAAACGUGGCAUUUUUCCUAUCUCAGCACCUGGUUCGGAUUUGAAUUCAGGUUAAUUUGGAAUAAGUAUAGCUGAGAAAUGAGUAAGUGAUGUUUGUACUUGUUGUGAGAUGCCUAAAUUACAUACAUUCAUCUUUUUCAGCCUAGGCAAAUAAAAACAGUAUCUUUUUUCUGGCUGCAGCUGAACAGGUGAGAGGUUCCCUGCCAGUCUGCACAGAUCUCUGCUGUGAUUUCACUGCACAAUCAUCCAUCUCACAUGUGUGGGUUCCUUGGUUUUUUAAUCUUUUCUACUACAGGUUUGUGGAGCAGGGGGGAAGGAGUGGGCUGUGUGUGUUGGGAGUUCUGAGGCCAUUUUCUGGUUUCUAAAAAAAGAUGUGAAGUGCUCUGCUUAAAUAAUAAAUCUCAAGCUUCCCCUGGAGGUGGUUGAGGAGGUUUCCAACUGGCACUGCAGCUCAUCAGUGAGCACUCCUGAUCCUGGGUGUCUGAGAUGGAGGUAGCAGGUCUUGAGAGACUGAUGCCAACUACAAUCCCAAUUUCAGACAAACUCGAUGCAUUCCUGAAUGCUGAUACAGUACCACCUCCAAGAGAAGCUCGGCUGUUGGAUGAGUAAAACUGCAAGGCUUGAGAUUGUGCUUAAAGCUUUCCAUUUUGGGAGCAGCUACUCUGAGUACUUUGUUCUCCAAAUCCUCGUACCUGAUGCUCCAAGUGGGACAGAGUUUGGUGCUCCUCACGGUGCUUUAUGGUGAGAUGCAUCUUGCUUGCUGUGCACCCAUCCUGAAGUAAGCUGGAGGAGCUCUGCCUGGGGUGAUGCCUUGUUCUCCCAUCAGCCUCCCCUGUGCUGCUGUGCUUCAUUCCAAAGGUUCACUGUUAGGAGCACGUUGCUCUCUGAGUCAAAAUGGAAGGUGAUGUGCUGCAGUCUUGGCCCAAGAGUUUCAGUGAUGCAGCUUGAUGCCUUUUCAUUUCAAGUGGGGAUUUCAGCAGUAUGAUGAAGAUGCACACUAUGUGCCACCCUCUCCUCCCCUUUCUUCUCCAGCUCUGUGUUGCCCCCACCCAGAGGAGCGUCCCUGACGCUGUGCAAUGAUGAUUUGCUUUUUCCUUGUUGGAAACUGAGGUCAUUCAAACCCAUGCAGUUAUUUUAAGUUUUCAAUUUUCAUUUAGCAAUUCACUGCUAUAUGUUGUCACUGCAGUUUUGGCAGCCUGAGAAAAACAGCUGCAUGAAAUGAAAUCCAAGAAAGACUUGUGAUGCUGUGAAUGAAAAGAGGAAAAAAUAAUAGAGCACGAGCCAGCAUCAAUUUUGUCCUACCAUAAAAAAACAUUGAUUGAAAUAGUAUGCAGCUAUCUUGGGUUUCUGGGCUGUUGACUGCUGCACUUUUGGCAGAGCUUCCCCUUUUGCUUUCACUUCUGCAUGCUGGAUAAAGACUACAGGCACGGGUACACACACAGGGUGCCAGGAAGGUAUGGUAACAAAAUGGAACACUUUGGAAGCGUAGCUUUUCCAGUUUCCUUUCAUCUCUUUCUGACUCGGUCUGUGCUAUCUAUUGCAGCUGACCCCAUCUCAGAUGUGUAUGUUGAGCUGUUGUGAGGGAGUGCACCAGGUGUUGUGUUGGAAGGGAGACAGGCUGUCAGAUCCAUUCCUCUUUCCAAACAAUUUGAGGCAAAGGAAUUUAAGACAAAAUAGUUACUAUGUGGGCAAGCUGCUGUAACUGGUUCUGCCUGGAUGGCUCACCUGAGGAGAUGCAGGCACCGCAGGGAGCCCGUGCCCAAGCCUACUCCAACCCUGGGUACAGCUCCUUCCCAUCACCCACAGCUUCUGAGCAGAGCUGCAAAGCGUGCGGGCUGCACUUCGACAGCUCCUCGAGGAAGCAUAUCUGCCUGGACUGUAAGAAGAACUUCUGCACGUCCUGUUCGAGCCAGCCUGAAGGCGGCCCCCUGCUCUGCCACCUCUGCCAGCGCGUCCGAGCCACGGCUUUCCAGCGAGAAGAGCUGAUCAAGAUGAAGGUGAAGGAUCUGCGGGAUUACCUGGCGCUCCGCGAGAUCUCCACCGAGCUGUGCCGCGAGAAGGAGGACCUGGUGUUCCUGGUCCUUGGCCACCGACCGGCGCUGAGCCAGGAGGAGCAGAUGAGAACAAACCCGUUUCAUACUGGUGCCUCUGGACAGCAAGACUUUGUGAUUCUUCCACCGCCCAGCACAGCCUCCCCUACCUCACACGACACGUCCCCAGUGUCUGCAGAUCCCAUCUCAAGCUCUCUAGCUCAGGAACACCGUGAGGGAAUUGGGUAUGUGCCUCCAAGCCAAGUUGGUAUGACAGGAGUUCAGAAUGCAGCAGAAGCACCAACAGAGGAGGAGACACAGUCUACUGACUCAGAAGAUAACCUGGUGCAGGGGAGGAAGGCUUCUCUUUCUGACCUAACAAGCAUUGGAGACAUCAGUGAGUUGUCUGUGCGACAGCUGAAGGAAAUUCUUGCUCGCAACUUUGUCAACUACAAAGGCUGCUGUGAAAAGUGGGAGCUGUUGGAGAGGGUGACUCGGCUUUAUAAGGAGAAAGACCUUCAGCAUCUAGUUUCUGACACCGAUGAUCAGACUGGUGCUGCUGGGCUUCCUGGUGUGGAGGACAACCUCUGCAAAAUCUGCAUGGACUUACCCAUAGACUGUGUCCUGCUUGAGUGUGGCCACAUGGUCACCUGCACCAAGUGUGGAAAGCGAAUGAGUGAGUGUCCCAUAUGUAGGCAGUAUGUGAUAAGGGCUGUCCAUGUCUUCAAGUCCUAAGCGUGCAUAAAGGAGACUGGUGAUGCCUUAAAGCCUCAUCUGCUGUUAAAGAAAGGGGUGAAGUUGCUACAAAAAGUUAGAGAUUAAGAUGCAGGCCCUGCUGGAAGCGAGGAAAGGAUGAAGCCUGGGGAACUGCCUACUCAAGCCAUGUUUGCCUGUGCUCUUUCCACCCUGUUGUUUUACACCACAGUGCCUGGACUCCCUGGAGCUUGUUGUCAGCAGCAGACAAAUAAUUAGCAACCUCCAUUCUAGAGUAACUGGAUCCACAGGUGGGACAAAUGGAUGCCUAGCUUUCCACCAUAGAUCCUGAAGGUUCCUAUUUUUCACUGAGUACAAAAACACAGUAAACUGUGGUCUCAAAGUGACACAUUUUGCUGCUAUUGAAUGUUGACUCCACUUCUGUUGUGUUGGGCAGCAUUCCCACUGACAGCUUGGUUUUCAAGGAAUAAAAUCCUAUUAUUUUUUUUUUCCCCCCCUAAAUUUAUUAAGCUGCUUUUGCUUGCAGGACAGGCAGAUUGCCUCCAAUUUCCAUCUUCAGAAUAAGCUUAAUUCUAGCCUAGUAGGGUUAUGGAGAAAAUGUAUUGUUUUAUUUGAAGGUGGGCUCUGGAUUACUGAAAAAAAUAAUGGGUAGUGAAAGGACUGUGAAAUACAGCUUUACCCUGCCUGCUGUUCAUUGUGCCAGCAGGACAAGGACGUACAGUCUGCUGCUGUUGGUUUGUUUGACUUUGUGGGUUUCCUUACAGUGCAGCUCAGCAGUCACUUCUUGUGAUUAAGGAGCUAAGAAUUCACAGCUUGGGCAUCUUAGAUUUUGUGAGCUAGAGUGAGGCUUCUACCGCUACACAAUCAUAGUUAAGUACAGGUGAUGGUAGAGAGACUGGAAAGAAACUUUAUCUCCCUUGAAUCAAUAAAAUGAGAAGUGAUCAUCAUUGCAGAAGCUUGUUUACUCCAGCCCUGCUGCAUUCAGACAGCUUAGCACAAGUAUGCAUUUGGUGAUGGCUCUGCCUGUGAGGGUGGCUAGGUCUGUGGUGUGAUGGUGACAAUCACGAGCCCUUGGAGCCAUCCUGGUGAAGAGUUUGUUCUCUUGGAGGCCUUGCUAGAGAGAACAGUGGCCUGUAAGGGCUGUUGGGCUCAAAGUUCCAGAAUUUUGAUGCCUUAAGUUUUUGCCACUGUGGGACUGCAUAUUUUUUUCUGAGUGAUUCUGAACUUGAGUACCUUCUGCUGCAGGUUUUUCCUGCCCAACUUUCCCUUUUGUCAUGUGGAUCAAACUAAAUCUCUGUGUGGGUGUCAAGAGUGGAAUAGGAUGAAACAAGUCUUGACUUAAAGCUUCUGGAGUAGUGGAAAUGCAGUUACAGAAGCAUCAUUCAAGCCAUCUUACUAUCUAUUGAAGCAAUGUUAGAUAACAGCAAAUCAACUUUGCAAUAUUUAACGUGCAAUCUUUAAUGCUGGAUGAGUGGCAACACCCUCAGCUGGUGCAGAGCAGAGGGGCUCUGCUUUACAGGUGGGGAUUAUGGACUUAAGAUGAAGACAUCCAUCAUGCCACAGCUAACAACCUCACACUGCUGAGGUGGCCUCUGAGCUUCCUGACUGAAAACAGGACAGCUGUUGAGGUUUAUUCAACUCAAAAUGUUGAGUUUUCUUCCCCUGUUGAGGUUGUUCUCUAAUAUUUGGCUUGAGGUUUAACAGCUUCCAGCAUGAGAACUGAUGCAAUUCAACACAUCGUGUUCAAAAAGUGCAGAUAAGCAUUAACUAUUUACUCUUCAGGAGAUUCACAGGGAAAUCCUUAAGAGAUACAGAGAACACACAAACAAAGCUUUGAGCAGUCUCAGUGGUAAAUUCACUGUGAGAAUUCAUGUCAUUUUUCAAUAACUCAGGAUGGGGGGCAUGUAGCAAGAUCAUUCCCCCGGGAGCAGAUCUGCUUUUACAGGGUAGAUUUAUUUUCUAUGGUAAAUACAUCAAGCUGCAACUCAAUGGCAGAAAUUCUAUGACUGAGAAAAGGUACCCAUCUGAAGUCUGAGGUGUGCUUUCGGGAGGGAAAAGCACCUUUUUCUGACUAUGCUGUUUUGCUUGUGUUAAAUCAAAAUCUGAAAGAACUGCUUAAUAAUCUGAAGGAAUAUAGUGAUCUGAACUAAUAAAUGGAGAUAUUUAUGUGCUUUAUGUACACUGUACAUAGUUUAAAUAUUUUAAAGUUAAUAUUCUACUUGAAAUGGCAUGUUAUUCUCUAUCAACUCCUCUCGGUACUACGAUAGUUAAACUUACUAGUUUUGGUACAGAAGUUUGGUUUAUAAUUUUAUAAUAAAGUUGAAAUGUGAUUUAGUUAA